AUGAUGGACCUAGACAAUUAUUCCGACGAAGACCUCGAUGAUAUUCUUGACGGCGAGACCAUCAACCAGCUCGAAACCCACGCCAUCCUCUUCACCCAGAAACAGGCCCAGUCGACCCAACAUGAACCUCAACGGCCACCACCACAGUCGGCAUUCCAACUACCGGCAGGCACCGCCGAGCAACCGCAUUACAUAUCUGACGACGAUGAUGACGACGGCGAAGUCAUAGAUCAAGCCGCUCAGCCCCUUCGCGCCGUGCCCAGCAUCGCUGGCCAACAAAGGUUGAACCAUCAAAAACAACAACAACAGCAACAGCAGGCCAACCAGCAGCGAUAUGGCCAGCAACCGGCUUUCCGACCCCCGAAUCCCCAGUUCACCCCGUCUCAACAUCCACGAGGACCAUUGGGAGCCCCUGGUGGGCGCGCCCUCCCCCCGUCCCAAUUCGUCCGUCCACAACAACCACCACAGCCGCGACCGGCUCCAAUCACCCGGCCCUAUGUCGGCCAACAGCCACCAACCACCCAAGGCCUCCGUGGCGCCAGUCUGGACGCAGAAAAGGAAAAGGAGGAACAAAUCCGCGCCCUCGAAGCCGAGCUCUCCAACUUGCGCACCCAAUUGACAACCGCCAAAGGCGAAGCCAAUCUCAUACGCUCCAAAUAUGACCGCGACGUACCGCAGCUCAGGCAGAAGAUGGCCGAAGAGAAGGCAAGGAUGGCCGAGGAGAAGGCAAAGAUGGAGAGAAAGCUCCAGGAGGCCCACAAGGUGCAGCAGGUCGUUAGUAACGAGCUGAAGUUUGCCAACGCAGACCUACAAGAGCGGGGGAGACCAAGGACCAAGAAGGCGGUUGGCAAGGAUGGAGGCGCAAUGACGCCUGGUGGCAGGAACAAAACAAAGUUCAUGCACAUGCUGGAUGGGUUCAGUGAUGUGGAGGUGCUAGGGGUGGGAAGUCCUAGUAGAGAUAGGGCAGGGAGGAGGGAGCAGAAGAACGGCGGUACACCAACAAAAGGAAAGAGAAAGAGGCCUGCGGUGGAUAGUCCGUCUUUUGCGCUGGAGAUGGAGACCGAUGAUGGUUCUUUCGAAACGGGCGCUGGCUUGUUUGCUUUGAGAUCUAGCAGUACAAGAUCCGGUGGGCCGAGUUUGCCCUAUGAUUUCCUCAAACUAGUCCUUGACCAUUCUCCCCUCCCGUCCCUUCCCCUGACCUUCGAAGCUUUUGCGCGAUUCUGCUUCCCAUCAAAACCGUCCGCUUCCUUCGCCUCCAUCAUCUUCCGACGUCUUCCCCAACUGGGCGUCUCCAACCUCAUCAACAGCUCCGACAAUGACCCCUUCCGUCUCCUCGUCGACUUCUCCGAGCUCCUUCUCGACUUGUGGCAACAAUGCCUAUCCGAGCGCUAUCAUUUGCCCAUCUACUACCUCGCCGCCCUGUUACACUUUAUCCUGCAGCUGAACGCUGUGGACGUUGCGCCGCGGAUCACCAGCAGUUUGGUUCCUGUGGUUGUGACCACCUGCCAGCUUGUGGCGUUGCCGAGGCUAAGUUUGAAGAUGGUAAACGAACGAGGUGGGACUGUGGAGGACUUGGAGCAACAUGCCAACCCGGCCAUGAGGAAGCUGGCAGCAGACAUUGAUGUUACCCAGUGUCUCAAGUUGCUGUAUCUAUGCGCGGUGGGCUGUUUAAAGCCACCGAGUGUUGAUCAACACAGCAUGCCAUCACCUCAGGCGCAGUUCUGGAAGACCAUGGACUUGGAGUUUGUUGUUCUGAUGCUAAGCGCAAAGCAGCCGGAACAAGAUUGGAGGGGCAUGUUGCGUCUUUUGAGGACAAGUGUCAUGCCAGCAAGUGUUGGACCGUUGCCCAAGUCUGACUCUAGCGUUGACAGCAAUACGACGUUGGCGGUUCGAAGUCGGCCACAGGUCCAAUCUCCGGGCAGCGGCAGCGGUAGUCAUCGGGGCGGGAAUCGUGCCGGUCAAAUGCUUCCACCCCCACUGCCUCACAUCCGCAACAAUAACAUUGUCGACAACCCCAAGUCAGACUCUGCAUCAACAGCCCAAGUCAUCAUCGACUGCGUCUCCUCCUACUUGGUCGAUACUCCACCGCGAUGGGCUUCCUCUGGAUCCGCGCGCGAGGUAUCCAUCAAACUUGCAGCCAUGGAGACGCUCAUGUCCUUCGCUUCCAGCUCAUUCGGCUUAUUGCAACUCGCUAAAAGCGACGUGGCAAUUCCGAAAAUUGUAUCUGCCUUGUGUUGGGCGAUCGACGGUCUCUACGAUUCCAACAUUCCGUCCGAGUCCUUCGGGAAACUCUCCAUCACUGGCGCUGAUGAUAACAUCAAGAAAGGGGGAUCGUUCUUGUCUUUAGCUCAGGCUCAGGGGCAGGCCAACAAUCGGAAGAACAAGGGGCACGGUUAUGAUGACAGCGGAAUGUCGACACCGCAGUUAUUGUCACAACUAAUUUCUAGGUCAACGAAGCUGGUACACGCACUAGUCACGCAUCCUAGAACUUCUGGCAUCGUCAACCCUAUCGCCCGCAGGCUCGCAACACCAAGACCAACGACAACACUGACACCACCACCCGCGGGCGGCGGUCCACCGACAUCUACACGCCCGGGACCCGGCCGCGGCCGCAACCACAACGGCCCCCGCGCAGGUGCAGGUGUUCCCAUCCGACCCACAGCUCUCCACGCCCUACACAGCCGCGCCAACGCGUCCUUCGAUAAUUCCCACCAUCCCCGGCAUAACCUCAACAAGAACAAUAACAACCUCACCUCAAACGUCCCAAGCAAUCCCCACGCCUCGAGGGUUAGCAACAUGACCACCGCCCUUCCCCAUCGCUACUUGGUGUCUCUCGGCAGGCUCAACUUUGCCGAAGAAGAUCUAAUAUUUGAGCAAAAUAUCGAUGAGGAGACUGUCGAACUGGCGCAUGAGUUGUUGGAGUUGGCGGUAGAGAGGGGGGAGGGUGGGAGUGUUAAGGGGGUUUUUGUGGAGGGCCAACAUGAGGUUGAUGGGAUAUGA
Molecule: messenger RNA, 3000 nt
Organism: Sordaria macrospora k-hell
Lineage: Eukaryota; Fungi; Ascomycota; Sordariomycetes; Sordariales; Sordariaceae
Source: RefSeq, a predicted model, not a curated record